CAGUAGUCAUGUGCGGGAAGGGAUAGGCAACCACAAAGCCAGGGAACAGAGAGACGGGCUUCUUCCGAUGCAUGGGCGCCAGCCUCCGCCGCCGCCUCCGCCGAAGGAUGUCAGCAGGGAGGGGACGCUAGACGAGCAUCCCCUGUUCGAGGCGUUGUACGUGGUUUCCGUCGAGGAGGACGCUUCGAACAGGGGGGGGGAUGGCGGCGCCGCAGCCCCGAGUUCCAGCGUGGAGGCGUACCAGCGUGCCAGCAGACAGUGCCCGCCUAGGGUGAUCUGGAGAUUUCCAUCAUCUGGCGAGACUGCGGUGAGGGAGGAGGACGUGCUCAAGUUUUGCUUUCCUGACAGGGAAGCCAUCAAGCCUUCCAGGCCGGCGAAUUUCGUGGCGGAAGAGUUCGUGUUCGUGGUGACGGAUGCCUCAGGAGCUAAGGCCUACGGAUUCUGCAGGAGGGUGCUCCCAUGCGGCACGGGCGGCAGGUACGACGUCGGACGGUGGCGGUUGCCCGAGUGCCUCUGCCUGGUCAGCCGAAGACCGUUUUUCGGGAUCUUCAACAGCGUACUCGCGGCAGGGCAGGCCCUCCGGCUGCUCCAACAGGCACAUCCCACACAAGGUGAAAGCGGCGGUCAACAACAAAGAUGGAACAACAGCAGUAGCUCGCCAACCAGCAGCAGCAAGCUGGAGGGUUUGCUAGCGGAGCUGUUGGCGAGAGGCGUGCGGGGAGGGGACGUGCCUGGCCCCGGGCAGGAGCUGGUGGCGAGUGGGCUGCGCUUCGUGCAGCCGGUGGACGAGCACAUGAGCCUCAACGACGUCCCUGUUAUCCCUCUGCUGGUACGACUGGGGCCCCGCAACUUCCUCCGCCUGUGGUCGGCCAUCCUUUGCGAGAGGCGAGUUCUGCUGGUGGCGGACGAGGUCCGGACUCUGUCGUGCUGUGUGCACGCCGCCAUGGCGAUGCUCUACCCCUUCGCGUGGCAGCACGUCUUCAUUCCCCUCCUGCCGACCGACAUGCUGGAGUACGUGUCCGCGCCCAUGCCGUUCGUCAUCGGGGUCCGCACGUCUCAGCUGGAGUCUGUGAAGCGCCAGCCAAUGAGCGAGGCCGUUUUCGUCCAUCUGGACAGGGGAGAGCUCACGGGAUCGACGGGGAUGGCCCCUGUCCCUGACAUCUGUGACGGAGUGAAGGAGCACCUGGCUUCGGCGACCCAGAAGCUAGACAGAGCCCUCGGGAAGCUGGCCCUCCUCACACGUGGUGGCAACAAAGACGGCGGCGACAGAGGGCCUCGAGACGAGCGCGUCGGUUCAAAAGGCAUGACCAAGGAUGGCAUCAACGACACCGCAAGUACCCUUUUCGCCGAGGUCAAGGCGAUAUUUUCCAAAGCCAAAAAGCAACGACCAGCCGGAGGAGGCGGCAGUGAGAUGGUGACCCCGGAGGAUCAUUCUCUUAGAGAAGCUCUCGUGGGUUUCAACAUCGGGCUGUUCGGCGACCACCGGACUAUCCUUCGGAGGCAGCCCGAUGCAUCCGUCAAGGUCGAUCACGACUACUUCAUAAGGUAUCGCGAACAGAGGGGAGACUCGGAGGGAGUGCUACGCUUCCUGAAGGAGUUCGCGCAGAGCCAGAUGUUCCACAUGCACAUGAUGCACGUUAAGGACCGACUGCGCGACAAGCAGAACCCAUGCACCCCGAGCCCCAGCGACGGAGCACGAGACCACCGCCAUCACCCCUCCCCCGCGACCUUCCUGCGCGUGAGCGACCAGCUCACCCUCAGGGGUGGGUGGGGCGACGCGAAUGGGAAUGGGGGGGGGGGCUUCGCACCCGCCUCGGUCAAGAGGGCCCUGAGCAAGGUGUUGGCGGAGGCGUUGCCAGCCGGGUCCGGUUCCAACUCCUACGGUGACCCGACUUUGAACCCGAGGGCCCUCGCUGCUACAGCUAACGGCAACGCUUCCAUCAAGGACAUGGCCAAACUCAGGGCCGAGCUUUGCAGGACUGCGAGAGAGUCGGCCAAGCUGAGCGGAAUCAUGCGUGUGGUGUGGGCGAGACUGCUGGACUGCCGCGGCAACAAGUGGCCGCACGCCAUGGAAGGCCUACGGCUGCUGAAGGCCCUCCUUCUGUCGGGACCAGCGGGGUGCAUCGCCGACGCCCUCAACCAUGUGCCUCUCAUCCGGCGCCUCACGCAGUACCCCAAGGGAUGGGAGGAUGCGGGAGCGGUGGGGGGGGGUGGGGGGGAUGCUGGGAAAGCAUCCCCGAGGAUCCGGGCCAUGGCUCGGGAGGCAAUUCUAGUGGUGACGCUCAUCAUGGACAUGAAGAGACUGGCCUUGCGCCGCGAAGCGGUAGCGAACCUCGAGCAGCGGGAGGCGGACAGGGCAGCGGGGCUCCCGGAGAAGAUCAAGCUCCGUAGCCGGUGCAUGCCGGACUUCAGCACGUUCCACAACCUGGUGGGACAGGCGUCGUUCGGCGACUCCUCUAACCACACGGGAGGCUUUGAUAGCGGAGGCCAAGUCAGCAACGACGACGAGGUAGCGGCAGCCGUUGCAGGGGCGCUGUUCUCGUCGAGAAGCAAGUCUUCAGUAGGGGGAAGCAGCGAGUACGGUUCGCAGGGCGAUGGCGGGCUUCAAGGGCUACCGGGCUUCGGAGAUCUCGGAGAUUCCUCCAGCCGUGCCGCGUGGCAGGACCUGGCUGCUACGUACUCGCUGCCUGCUGCGGGUGGGGGAAGCGGCUACGACGAAGAGAGCAGCGAUGGCGAGAGCAACGGCGAGGGCACGCCGCCGCCGCCGCCGCCGCCGCCGCCGCUCCCUGGCCGCGGGGACUCCGUGGGAUCAUCCCGUGACGGCAGUGGGUAUGUCCACAACAGCAGCGCCCAAGGUCCUCUGGUGCAAGACUUGCUCUCGGACGAGUUCGUGGGACCGGGAAACGGUGGCAGCGCCAGCCCUAACCCUUUCCUAGGCCGGCAAUCCUUGGACGACAACGGCUUUCCAGUGCAAGAGGCGUCUUCAGGCUUGUCCACCGCGGUGGUCGGCUACACUUCCUCCCCGACAUCGCUGGCACCGCCGCCACCGUCACCAUGGGAAGUCCCUCGCCAGGAGGAAGACCUGUUCUCCUCUCAAGUCCCUGACUCCAACAACACCAUCCAGGUCGCUGCACAACCACCCCCACCGCAGCCGCCGCUCCCGGCUCCCUCGGCGGCGCCAUCAUCUCUUGGCCUUGAAACAGCCGCCAUCCCACCCACCCCGCCGCUUCCGCCGCCUCCGGCGUCGACGGCGUACUCAACAGUCUCGGCACCGGCACCGGCGGCGGCACCGGCGACGGCCGCGUAUUCAACAGUUGUGGCACCGGCAGCGGCGACGACCAGCUUCUCCUCGUCGCCGAGCUUCUCGGCACCGCAGACGUCCCAGAAGCAGCCACCGCCACCGGUAUCAACAGCUUCGUCGUCGUCGUCGUCGUUUCGACCGAGCCAGCUUUUCGCCCCACCCGCAACGGCCUCCGUGUCAUCCGUGAAACCCAGCCAGCUCUUCGCGGGACGUACCAGCGUCGGGAGGGGCGGCACCGCAGGCGGUGGGGGCGGGAUUUCGCGAGUACCCGCGUCGACCGGGGGGGUGUCGGGGCUCGUGGGGAGGUUCGAGCGGGCGUCACCUACACCCGCAGGACUGGUGACGGGCCAAGCGCAAAGCCAUGCGACCAAGGGGUGUGUGCAGGAGAUGCGCCCUGGACACGCAUACGGUCAGCACAUGCUGCAGCCGGUAGCUCGCCAGCAGGCAUCGGCGGUGCCCGCACCAGACCCGCAGCCACCGCCGCCGCAGCAGCAGCAGCAGCAGCAGCAGCAGCAGCAGCAGCCGCCACCGCCGCCGCAGCAGCAGGAAGCGUUGAGCUGGCGGCAGCAAGGCAUGCAGAGACAUUCGCAGCAGUACUUGGGUCACCAGCAGGUGGCGCGGCAGCAGAGCGAGGCCAUGCAGCAAAGGACGCAAGCGGGACAGCAGAUGUGGCAGCAGCAGCAGCAGCAGCAGCAGCAGCAGCAGCAGCAGCAAUAUCCUCAGCCACAACUGCAACCACCUCCACCUCAGGAACGUUUCGCACAACCGCCACCGCAACAUAUGCAGCAGCAGCCGCUGCAACAGCAGCAGCAGCAGCAGCAGCAACUUUGGCCACCUCAGCAGCAGCAGCAAUACCAACCGUUACAGAACGCCUACGCGCCAGGCAACCCCCAGUCGGGUUACGCGCCCCCCCCACAGGGAGGGCAGGCGUUUGGGGCCGGCUCUUCCACCCAAUGGAACCAACAGCAGCAGCAGUUGGCUGGAGCCGCCUUUGUUGGGCCGAACAACGGCCAAGGGGCGAGUGGGCCCGCGAGUGAAGACACUCAGGAUCCAUUCGCCGGCCUUUAGACGCGUAUAGCGGUCCGUUGGGCCGGAUUGGAUAUAUCCGUUGGACGGCGGUUGCGAUGCUGUUGGUGGUGCCGUGUGUUUGUCGACAAAACCGCUGCAAGCUUGACGAGGUCUGGUGAUAUUUUGGAGGGUGGGGGCGUACUAAUUUUUUACAUGCCUUAGCGGUUGGACCAUUGACCAAAACAGGACGUAGCAUCGGAGGGUAACAUGGGGGAGAUGUUGGUCCGACGGUUGGUCGACGACAAUGUGUGUGAGAUUGGUCCCUGGGCAGCGGAACCACGGCAGCAUGCUAACGGAAGCUCGCACAUUGAUGUCUUUGCGUUAUAGACUAUUUGCAUGUAUUUACUACUGUGUAGAUGAACAAGGAAGACCGGUCGCCUUGUGAAGGCCGGGGAGAUUGGGGUGUACCGAUGGAAUCUUCAAGCCAGUUGUCUCAUACUCAUGUGGUUGUCUUGAAGUUUUGGUUCGUUCAUACACCAAUACGUGCGUGUCAACGUCGAUAAUUAGUGUGUCUCACAAGUACUUACAGUGGUUGCGCACACUCUGUGGGUACAAUGUGCUCUGAGCAGAUUUUAAGACACGUUUUGAAAAGAGUUGGGCGGC
Ectocarpus sp. CCAP 1310/34 is the source of this 4972-nucleotide messenger RNA. The record is from the annotation of a GenBank genome assembly. Lineage: Eukaryota; Phaeophyceae; Ectocarpales; Ectocarpaceae.